AUGGUCACGAAGAGGUUGGGAGGGUUUCCUCGUCUUCGGUUUACUCUGGUUGAGAUCGCACCAGAGUUAGUAGAGGCAAGUGUUAUUGAUCUCUCUGAGGUAGUCGACAAGAAGCUUAUGCGGUCUCUUGCUUCAGUCAAACGUCUUUCUUUAGCUUUAUUUCCAUCGGACAUUACGUUUCCGAAUACAGAUCUUUAUUUGUCUUUAUUACCUCCAGCAGAAAUGAUUACAUUUCCUAGUACUGUCUUCCAUCAGUUAGUACAUUUGGAGCUAAGUACAGAUAAAGCAGAUUGGUGGAAUCUACUUACACGCAUGAUCAAUACGUCUCCAAGAUUGCAAGUCCUAAAGCUUGUCGGUGAAUGGUAUUACGGAAAAGUUCGUGUAAGUUGUAAAGAAUGGAAUCAACCGAAUAAGAACGUUCUUGAAUGUUUGGAGACAUUUCUGUGGAACACCUACAAAGAGCAACAUGAAGAAGAAGAGAAAGAAGUUGCCAAAUACAUCCUCAGAAACGCAAUUCGAUUGAAGAAAGCAAAUAUCUGCAUUAAAGGGUUUAACUCAGACGAGAGACUAGAGUUGCUUAAUGAGCUGGAAAGUGUGGUCAAGGCUUCAAAUUCACUAUGCGAGCUGCUUUUGUAUUAA
Molecule: messenger RNA, 639 nt
Organism: Eruca vesicaria subsp. sativa (arugula)
Lineage: Eukaryota; Viridiplantae; Streptophyta; Magnoliopsida; Brassicales; Brassicaceae
Source: the annotation of a GenBank genome assembly